AUGGGUCAUUCAUCCCACGCCGCCCUAGCUCAGCUGGGUCCCCAGCAGCUGAGGUACAUGGCCCUGCGGAGCGACUCGUCGGCGCCGGCCUGCCUGCGGCCGUCGUCGGCGGCCGCCCGCGCCGCGGCCAGCGCGGCCGCCUGGGGGGCGAGACCGGCCAGCCGGUCCCGCGCCCGCGCCCCCGCCCCCGCCCCCGCCGCAGCGGAAGGCGCCCUCUCGCGCUGCGCACGCACGGCGGCCACCGUGGCAGCCGCCCACACCCGGCUCAUGUGCGCCAUCCAGUCACAAACUCGGGCUCUGCUCUGCCUAAGGCUUUGUGCUGCUUCCUUCCUAGUUCGUUCUCUGAGGUCUGAGCUACGCUGCUGGAGCUGGGAGGUGGGAGAGGGUGGUAGUCGGUAG
Miscanthus lutarioriparius is the source of this 399-nucleotide messenger RNA. The record is from the annotation of a GenBank genome assembly. NCBI's taxonomy places the organism in Eukaryota, Viridiplantae, Streptophyta, Magnoliopsida, Poales, Poaceae.